CGGUCACACUGUAAACAACGGCUGCGGAAACAAAGUGUGCUUCUAAUUUCCAAUCAAAACGCCGGCAGAAAAACAAAUUUUAUCCACGGCAACGAAACAAUAGUUUGUUUGAUCGUUGCAACGCUUGACUUCACAUUUCCUCUCCCUCGGGCGAAAAACAGCUGAAACCGGAAACGGAUCAGAGUAUUAGCAUCAGGCAGGACACGGAUUUAGAGGCGCCAUGAAGAUCGAGGAAGUCAAGAGCACCGUGCGCACCCAACGCAUCGCAGCCCACAGCCAUGUGAAGGGAUUGGGCCUGGACGAGGUUGGAGCUGCCGUGCACAGUGCAGCCGGACUGGUGGGUCAGAAGGCGGCACGCGAGGCAGCCGGCAUUGUGGUGGACCUCAUCAAAUCGAAAAAGAUGGCCGGACGAGCGCUUCUGCUGGCUGGGCCACCAGGCACGGGCAAAACCGCCAUUGCUCUGGCCAUUGCCCAGGAGCUGGGUAACAAAGUGCCCUUCUGUCCCAUGGUCGGAUCGGAGGUAUUCAGCAAUGAGAUCAAGAAGACCGAGGUGCUAAUGGAGAAUUUCCGGCGCUCCAUUGGUCUGCGCAUUCGUGAGACCAAAGAGGUGUACGAGGGCGAGGUUACGGAACUCACGCCCGUGGAAACCGAGAAUCCUAUGGGUGGCUAUGGCAAGACUAUCAGCAAUGUCGUCAUCGGCUUGAAAACAGCCAAGGGAACCAAGCAGCUCAAGCUGGAUCCCAGCAUCUUUGAUGCCUUGCAAAAGGAAAAGGUGGAGGUGGGCGAUGUCAUCUACAUAGAGGCCAACAGUGGUGCCGUAAAGCGUCAGGGUCGCAGUGACACCUUUGCCACUGAGUUUGAUCUCGAAACCGAGGAGUAUGUGCCGCUGCCCAAGGGCGAUGUCCACAAGAAGAAGGAGGUUAUCCAGGAUGUUACUCUGCACGAUCUGGAUGUGGCCAAUGCUCGUCCACAGGGCGGCCAGGAUGUGCUCUCCAUGAUGGGCCAGCUUAUGAAGCCGAAGAAAACUGAAAUCACUGACAAACUACGCAUGGAGAUCAACAAGGUGGUAAACAAGUACAUUGACCAGGGCAUAGCCGAGCUGGUUCCCGGAGUUCUCUUCAUCGAUGAAAUUCACAUGCUUGAUUUGGAGACCUUCACCUACCUACACAAGUCCCUGGAAUCUCCCAUUGCACCAAUUGUGAUUUUUGCCACCAAUCGUGGACGCUGUGUUAUUCGUGGCACCACCGACAUAGUUUCGCCGCACGGAAUUCCGCUAGAUCUGCUCGAUCGUUUGCUGAUCAUCCGCACACUACUCUACUCCACUGCCGACAUGGAGCAGAUAAUCAAGUUGCGCGCCCAGACCGAGGGACUGCAGCUGGAGGAGAACGCAUUUACACGUCUCAGCGAGAUUGGAACCAGCUCCACGCUGCGCUACGCCGUCCAGCUGCUGACCCCGGCUCAUCAGAUGUGCAAGGUGAACGGACGCAACCAGAUCAGCAAGGAUGAUAUCGAGGAUGUGCACUCGCUCUUCCUUGACGCCAAGCGCUCCUCGAAGCAUUUGUCCGAAAAGAACAAUAAGUUUAUGUUGUAAGUUUGACGAUUCAAGCUGAAUUGUAAUUCCAUUUGCACGGAUUUCCCAGUAAAAAUCAAAUAAUAAGC
This is a messenger RNA of Drosophila melanogaster (fruit fly), 1659 nucleotides long. RefSeq names its product pontin (gene pont). Gene Ontology annotation, molecular function: DNA helicase activity; ATP hydrolysis activity; transcription coregulator activity. Bases 221 to 1591 code for a protein of 456 amino acids. Gene Ontology annotation, cellular component: chromosome; histone acetyltransferase complex; nucleus. The record is from RefSeq and is marked reviewed. Gene Ontology annotation, biological process: regulation of cell population proliferation; regulation of canonical Wnt signaling pathway; positive regulation of gene expression. Lineage: Eukaryota; Metazoa; Arthropoda; Insecta; Diptera; Drosophilidae. The transcript is spliced from 3 exons.